Messenger RNA from Dimorphilus gyrociliatus, 3499 nucleotides. NCBI's taxonomy places the organism in Eukaryota, Metazoa, Annelida, Polychaeta, Dinophilidae. The record is from the annotation of a GenBank genome assembly.
AAUGGUAGAAGAAAGCGUUCAACACAUCAAAGGAGAUUUGCGUACGUGCCAUGGAUUGCCAGAGGUGGAGUGUAAUGAAGUCAAAUCUAAAUUGGAACAAUUAAGAAAGGAGGCUGAGGGUGAUGCAAAACAUCUUGACUCAUUGCGUGAGGGGGCUAGUUUCUCCAGCGAUGAAGUUUUCAAUAAAGCAGAAAAUGAUGAAAUAUUUUUUACAAGGGAUAUGUUGGAGAAACUUUUCACUAAGAAAAAUCGGAGAAAGAAGCGCAAAGCAGACAAAGAUCACGAACAAAAAGCAGUAAUAAGACAAGCAAUUAAGGUCUGGGAAUCCAAAACAUGUAUUACAUUUCAAGAGGUUCCUUCAUCUUACCGUCAAGAUACUCAUCUUUACUUUACUAAAUAUUAUACAUGUGGAUCGUACGUGGGAAGAAUUUCCUCACUCGUUUACCAACAAAUCGAUUUAGCUCCUCAAUGUCUGCGAAAAGUUGGUAUUGCUAUUCAUGAGAUUGGUCAUGCUCUUGGUUAUUGGCAUGAACACCAACGUUCAGAUAGGAACGACUAUGUCAGGGUGCGACAGGAAAAUGCCUAUAUGUCCAGUAGUUAUCUAACUCAGUUGAAGACAAUGACCGAUACGGACAAUAUCAUCAAUUAUGAUUAUAGUUCAGUUCUACAUUAUAGCUCUAAGGCAUAUACCAGUAAUAAUGGACCUACAAUUGAAACUAAAGACUCAUUAUAUCAACAAACAAUUGGUCAACGAGCAGAGUUAUCGUUUCUUGACGCAAAGUUAGCAAACAAACUAUACUGUGAUAAGAAAUGCGUUGGAAGACAAUUAGCAAGAAACUGUUUUAACUCUGGCUAUCAAGAUCCAAAAAACUGCCAUAAAUGUAUUUGUCCUGAUGGAUUUGGAGGAGAUUUUUGCGAAAGCGUCAUUUACGGGUCGUGCGGACGAAAAGUCUCUUUAAACCUAAAAGUCAUGGAGACAAUAUUUUCACCAAACUAUGAUUCAGGUCAAUCAUAUACGGAUUUUAGCGAAUGCACUUGGCUUAUUCAAGCACCAAUUGGUUAUAGGUUAUUAGUUCAAUUCGUUGGCUCGUUUAGGGUUUAUAGCGAUGAUACAACAACCUGUUUACACUGGGUUGAAGUUAGAUAUAAAUCUAACUUGGCUGCAUUGGGCCCUAGAUUUUGUGGCUAUGAUACACCUUCCCUAACAUUAGAAUCGACAGGGAAUCAAAUAUUAAUUUUAUUUCGUAGUAAAUUCAACGCUGGACGUAAUUUUAGACGAACCGGUUUUAAAAUGGAAAUCUUCUCAGAACGCUUAAAUACAACCUCUCCAAACGCUCCUAUUGAACCGCCUAUACCUAAUACACCCAACUUGAAUGGAAAUUCAAAUGGCAUAAAUUGUAAUCUUAUGGAUGCUAUAAUUCUCUUGGAUUCGAGUAGUUCAGUUGGAUAUAAUAACUGGUAUAAGCUAUUGAAUUUCAUAGCUAGUUUUGCUUCAAGAUUACCUAUGGGAGCUGGUUCUCGUAUUGCGAUUAUAACAUUCGGUAACUCGGCUUCUAUUAAAUACAAGUUUAACAUGGAGCAAAAUAUCAACACCUUAUUAAGGACUAUAUCCGCUUUACCUUUCAAAGAUGAGAUGACAAACACUUCUGGAGCUUUAAGACAAGCCCGAGAAAUGUUUAAAUCGUUUUAUUCUAGAAAUAGUGUUAUACUAUUAUUUACAGACGGGGAAUCUAAUGUUGAUAAGUAUCUUCUAAGUCGAGAAGCCGAGCUACUCAGAAAAGAGAAUAUUAUGACAUCUGUUAUAGGCAUAGGACCAUUCGUUAAUGAAGAAGAAAUGAAAACUAUAGCUACGAAUGAUAAUAAUAUUGUUAAAGUUCCCGGCUUUGAUUAUCUAAGGUCAAAUACAGACCGUUUUUUCAAGGAAAUUUGCCAACUUGAUGAGACUUCUUCAUACUGUCGUCAUUCUGCUGAGAUAAUAUUCUUAAUAGACUCUUCUUCAACAGUAUCAAAAGAAGACUGGAUAAAGGUUAAAGAAUUUCUAAAGAGAUAUACAAAGGAUAAAAAGCAGCAAAAAUUUGCUGUAAUAGUCUACAGCAGGGUGGCAAGUGUUGAAAUUAACUUUCGAUCUCAACAUGAUUGGAAUUGGUUGAGUUCGGAAAUAGGCAAAUUAAAGAGGAACGACGGAAGUGUUACAGAUAUAUCUAAAGCUUUUGAACAAAUAACUUACAACAUUCUGCAGAGUCGCUCUAAGGCUACAAGAGUCGUUGUCGUUUUAACGGAUGGAGGUCAUAGUUCAAAUGAUAAUAUUGCGAGCUCUUUAGCACAGGAUAUAAGAAGUUCGGAUGCUAAGAUCAUCGUAAUUGGACUCUCUGGAUGGGUAAAUUCCAGACAGAUGUCUUCCAUUUAUAGUCCUGGUGAAAAGGAUUACUUUCUAAAAUUCAGCGGUUACAAAUAUCUAGAUAUCAAAUAUUCUAGCAUAGAAAAAUUGAUCUGUCAUGCUAUAAAUUCAAGUUUACCAGCUAAUCCCCCUAAAACAACUCCCUCACCUGAAAAUUUACCAAGAAACGGUAAUUCAGCAAAAGUUUCCUGCUUAAAGGCCGAUGUUACUUUCUUAUUAGACUCUUCAGGCAGUGUAGGACAAAUUAAUUGGUAUGCCGCGACAAAUUUUACCUGGUUUGUUAUAGACUCUCUACCAUAUCCUGUCGUCAAUUACGGUGUAGUUUCCUUUGGAAACCAAGCAUCUGCAUACAACUUUCUAAAAAACGUACCAAAAAAUCCUACUGACAUAAAAACUACCUUGAAAAAUUUAAGAUGGAAAAAUCAAUAUACGAACACGUCUGGAGCAUUGUAUAAAAUGAGAACUGAGCUUUUUCAACAUUCGGAUAGAAAGGAUGUAGCAAAUAUAGGCGUUUUAAUAACUGAUGGCCCUAGCAAUAAGGAUAUAGAACUAACUGUACCAGAGGCUCGUAGGUGCCAGAAUGAUAAUAUCGAUUUAAUUACAAUUGGUAUUGGUCCCGGAGUAAAUAAAUCUGAAAUAGAUUCUAUAACUUACCCAGAUAACACUUACGCUUUUCACCUUGAUUCUUAUAAGCAUUUAGAUAAUAUUAUUGAAUCAAUAGCCGAAAAGAUAUGUGAAUCAGCAAAGAGAAGAAAGAAUAGAAUAAAACCUGCAACAACCACCGUAGCCCCAACAAAGCCAUCUGGUUCUAGUUCUAAGUGGUCUGCCUGGUCUAAUUGCUCAAAGGAGUGCGGUGGCUGUGGAAUAAAAAUGCGUUAUCGGCAAUGCAUAUCACAGGAUGGAAAAUAUUACAACUGUGGGGAUUCUCAAGUCGAAGGAUGUGGAAAGAGAAGAUGUACUGAUAAGGACAAGUGCCCCUAUUACGCUGGACAAGAUGCUCUGAAUGCUGUCCCGGUUAUCGUCCAAAAGGAAGCAUUUGUAUUAAAUAAUUUAUACAAGACAUUUAAACGUUUAAAAAAAGCUUUUAAGAUAGCCUCUUGA